GCGGGAGCGGAGGGAGCGGAGGGAGCCCGCGGGCCGUCGGGCCGGGCGCCAUGGAGCCGUGGCCGUGGCUGACGGCGGCGCUGCUGCUGCUGCUGCUGCUGCUGCAGCUGAGCCGCGCGGCGCGCUUCUACGCCAAGAUCAGCCUGUACUGCGCGCUCUGCUUCUCCGUCUCCAUCCUGGCCGCCGCCGUCUGCCUGCUGCGCCACGGCGGCCGCACCGUGGACAACAUGAGCAUCAUCAGCUGGUUCGUGCGGACCUUCAAGUACCUGUUCGGCCUCCGCUUCUCCGUGAAGGGGCGUGAGGAGCUGUGGAAGGACCGGCCCUGCGUCAUCGUGUCCAACCACCAGAGCAUCCUGGACAUGAUGGGCCUCAUGGAGGUGCUGCCGCCGCGCUGUGUGCAGAUCGCCAAGCGGGAGCUGCUGUUCACGGGCCCCGUGGGCCUCAUCAUGUACCUGGGCGGCGUCUUCUUCAUCAACCGGCAGCGCUCCAGCACCGCCAUGAGCGUCAUGGCCGACGUGGGCGAGCUCAUGCUGCGGGAGAACCUCAAAGUGUGGAUCUACCCCGAGGGCACACGCAAUGACAACGGGGACCUGCUGCCCUUUAAGAAGGGCGCCUUCUACCUGGCUGUGCAGGCCCAGGUGCCCGUGGUCCCCGUGGUGUACUCCAGCUUCUCCUCCUUCUACAACUCCCGGACGAAGCUCUUCACCUCAGGCACCAUCCAGGUGGAGGUCCUGGACCCCAUCCCCACCAGCGGCCUCACCGUGGACGACGUGCCGGCGCUCAUAGACACCUGCCACCGCGCCAUGCGCACCGCCUUCCUGCGCCUGUCCAAGCCCCCGCAGGAGAACGGGGCCCCGGAGCCGGCCGCCCAGUGACCGCCGCCGGGGGACCAGCGGCUCCGCUCUCCGGCUGCCAGCGCGGGCCUCCCCCCGCCUCCACCGCCGGUGUCCCUGCCGGGCCGGGCUCCCCAGCCCCGAGGCCGUGGGACUCCCCCCGCCUGCAUCAGGCGGCCCGGGGCGCGAAUACUGAAUCCGAACGGCACAUGGCUUUCCGUUGUGGUCAAUCCUCCCCAGGAUUUUCUUUCCAUUGAUUCUCCGAGAGCCGGAGGGGGGGGGGUGGCAGAGACACACGCCCCCCGACCCCACACGCCCCCCGAUCCGGGCUGCGAGCUGAGCCUGGAACGGAGGUGCCCGCUCUUGACUGGGACCCGAACCUGGGGCUCCUCCGUCCAGGGGCCGGCGCGCUGACCAUUGCACCACCAGCCGGGCGCACAGGGUUGUUUUUAUAAAUGGACUCUUGCAAGUG
Pipistrellus kuhlii (Kuhl's pipistrelle) is the source of this 1305-nucleotide messenger RNA. It is a transcript of the gene AGPAT2, whose product is annotated as 1-acylglycerol-3-phosphate O-acyltransferase 2. Lineage: Eukaryota; Metazoa; Chordata; Mammalia; Chiroptera; Vespertilionidae. The transcript has 6 exons. The record is from RefSeq and is a predicted model, not a curated record. Gene Ontology annotation, cellular component: membrane; endoplasmic reticulum. Bases 51 to 875 code for a protein of 274 amino acids. Gene Ontology annotation, molecular function: 1-acylglycerol-3-phosphate O-acyltransferase activity. Gene Ontology annotation, biological process: phosphatidic acid biosynthetic process.